AUGUUCCAGCCAGCUAACCUGCUUGCCGUUUGUGUCCCUCUUUGCUCCUGUCGACGUUGUCAUUGCUCUGUUGUGAUCCCAGGCAGCGGGGCCACAGCUGUGGUGCAGGCGGCCCUCUGCACCCCUAGACAGGAGCGCGUGGCCAUAAAGAGAAUCAACCUGGAAAAAUGCCAGACCAGCAUGGACGAGCUGUUGAAAGAAAUUCAAGCCAUGAGUCAAUGCAACCACCCCAAUGUCGUCACCUACUACACCUCCUUCGUGGUGAAGGAUGAACUUUGGUUAGUGAUGAAGCUUCUGAGUGGAGGCUCUAUGCUGGAUAUAAUUAAGCACACAAGCAAAGAAGAGGACAAAAAUCGAGUUCUGGAUGAGCCUAUUAUUGCUACUAUAUUAAAUGAAGUGUUAGAGGGUCUGGACUACCUGCACAGAAAUGGACAGAUUCACAGGGAUGUGAAAGCUGGGAACAUACUACUGGGAGAAGAUGGAUCUGUUCAGAUUGCAGAUUUUGGAGUUAGUGCCUUCCUAGCUACAGGGGGGGAUAUGACCAGACACAAAGUACGAAAGACUUUUGUCGGCACACCAUGCUGGAUGGCACCGGAGGUGAUGGAACAGGUACGAGGUUAUGAUUUCAAAGCAGAUAUAUGGAGUUUUGGAAUUACAGCCAUAGAGUUAGCGACGGGCUCCGCGCCCUAUCACCGCUACCCUCCCAUGAAGGUUUUAAUGCUUACCCUACAGAACGACCCACCCACUCUAGAGACGGGUAUCGAGGACAAGGAAACGCUAAAAAGAUACGGCAAAUCGUUUAGGAAGUUAAUAACUAUGUGCCUUCAGAAGGAUCCUGCCAAAAGGCCGACAGCCGCAGAGCUUUUGAAGUGCAAAUUCUUCCAGAAGGCCAAGAACAAAGAAUUCCUGGUUGAAAAGCUUUUGUGUUGUGCACCAAAGAUCUCUCAGCGAGCUAAGAAGGACCCUGAACACAGACGGGGGAGCCUCGGUUCUGUGUCAGGUUUGGAUAAUAAUCCUGACACCAGCAGAAGGGUGAGGAGGGUCCCGGGCUCCAGCGGUCACCUGCACAAGACGGAGGAUGGAGACUGGGAGUGGAGCGACGAUGAGCUGGACGAGGGCAGCGAGGAGGGAAAGGCUGCAGUGAAUCAGGGCAGGUCACGAAGGGUCAGAGAUGAGGCCGAUGAUAAAGAGGCGGAUACCAACAAUGUUCCCAUUGAAGGGUUAUCUAUUCACCAUCCCCAGGUUGAACCGUAUGCAGAUACACCAGACAUUCAAGGUGCUGUGAACAUGGUACUGCGGCUAAGGAACUCGAGGAAGGAGCUGAACGACAUCCGCUUUGAAUUUACUCCUGGCCGAGACACAGCUGAUGGCGUUUCCCAGGAACUGUUCUCGGCUGGUCUGGUCCACGGUCAAGAUGUGGAUAUUGUUGCUGCCAACCUUCAGAAGAUUGUCAAUGACCCGACCACCUACAAAGUAUUGACCUUUAAGCUGGUGAGUCUCCGGAUAAGUGAUGGUUGACGACAGCCUCCCGGGUUUUUGUGCCCGACUUCAUCUCGCCGUAAACAGCUUGU
Messenger RNA from Paralichthys olivaceus (Japanese flounder), 1571 nucleotides. The record is from RefSeq and is a predicted model, not a curated record. Lineage: Eukaryota; Metazoa; Chordata; Actinopteri; Pleuronectiformes; Paralichthyidae.